UCACAUUGAUCGUGUUUCCUGACGGAGCUAUUUGCAGACGGAACCGGAAGAAGAGCGGCGAAUCACAACUUCCACAUGUGUGUGGGAGAGAAUCAACAUAAGUGCUUAUAGUCUUAUGGUAUUUCAAUAUAAAGUUGACAUUAAUAACGUUAAUAUCACCAAAUAAGAGUCGAACGGCUGCGUCGACAAGAUGGCGGAGAUCGUUCAACAUCGGAUUGAGGAGAGAAUCCCUGAGUUGGAGCAGCUGGAGAGAGUGGGUCUGUUCACCAAGAAAGAAGUCAAAUCCAUAAUCAAGAGAGCAACUGCCCUGGAAUACAAGCUCCACAGGUUGAUUGUAAACAAAGAGGACUUCAUUGCAUAUAUUCAGUAUGAAAUCAAUGUUUUAGAACUGAUCAAGAAGAGAAGAGCGCACAUUCAUUACCAGUUCAAAAGAGAGGAAAUUGAGUUCCCCGUCAUCCAUAGAAUAAAUAGUGUCUUCAGAAGAGCAACAAAUAAGUGGAAGGAUGAUGUGCAGCUGUGGCUCUCACAUGUUGCUUUCUGUAAGAAAUGGGCCACCAAGGGCCAGAUCAGCAAAGUCUUCUCAGCCAUGCUUGCUAUACACCCCGACAAACCAGCCCUGUGGAUAAUGGCAGCCAAGAAUGAGUUGGAGGAUAGAAAUUCCUCUGAAAGUGCCAGACACCUGUUUCUGAGGGCUCUGCGCUUCCAUCCUGACAACAAGAAAGUCUACCAGGAGUACUUCCGUAUGGAGCUGCUGCAUUGUGAGAAACUGAGGAAGCAGAAGAAAGAGCUGGAAAAAGCUGAGAUGGACCUGGGUGAAUAUGAGUUUUCACCAGAAAUCCUGAGUGGCAAACUGGCUGAGGUUGUAUACAGAGAUGCUACAGGGAAAAUCAAAGAAGCAGAGUUCGUCAUCUCACUUCUGAACAUAGCAGCUAUCUUUGACUUCACCAAAGAACUCCAGGACUUCAUCCUGCAAGACUUACAGGCUAACUACACAGAAGACAGCUUGACGUGGGAUUUCAUGGCUAAGAGGGAGCUGGAGGCUCCGGGGGCAGGGGAGGAGCUGCAGACAGCCAAAGGCCGGGCCUCCGAUAUCAACCGCAGAGAGGAGCGCUGCUGCCAGGUCUACGAGGAGGCUGUCAAGAGCCUUAGCACCGAGCCCAUGUGGACUUGCUAUGUGGCCUUCUGCUUGGAAAGGCUGAAGAGGAAGACCAACGUCCAAGAACUGAAGGAAAAGAGGCAGGAGAGGCAGCUGGGAGUGCUGCAGCGCGCCCACGAUUCCUCGCUGCUGAAGGAGGAAUAUUAUAAGAACUGGUUGCAGAUCCUGCUCUCAUCUGGUGAUGCUGAGGGAGCGGCCAGCGUUGCCAUGGCAGCCACGCAGCGCUACAGCCAAUCGGUGUCAGUGUGGAGCCUGAGUCUGCGAACGCUAAUGCAGCUGGGGAGUGGAGACGUGGGCAGGCUAUUCCAGGAGGCUCUCACACACGUCAAUCCCAAGGAGAGUCUACCUCUUUGGCAGCUGCAGGUCCAGUGGAGCAUGGCCAACCAGAGUCCUGAGGAGACAGAAGCCGUGUUCAAGAGAGGUCUGCUGUCUGCAGUAGCGGUUGUUGCCAUGGAGAUGAAAGAGCGCUACCUUGAUUGGUCGUACUCCACCGGAGGCUACAAGAAAUCUAGGAAGACCUUUAAAAGCUUACAAGAAAACCGUCCUUUGUCCAAGGCCUUUUUCACCCGAAUGAUUGAGAUCGAGAAGGAACAAGAGACUCCAAAGAUGAACAAUCUCAGAGACUACUAUGAGAGGGCACUGCAGGAGUUUGGUACCUCAGAUGACGAUCUGUGGCUGAAUUACAUCCAGGAGGAGCUGGGAGCCUUUGGACAGCCAGAGAACUGUGGCAAGAUCCACUGGAGAGCCAUGAAGUUUCUGGAGGGAGAUAGUGUGGAGAGGUUCACUUCCAAGUAUAUUCUGGUUCAGACGGGACACUUAUGAGUCGCCGUGAAAGGUCCAAGUAGCGUUCAGAUAACAGCCAGUGUUCAACAACUGUGUAGAAGUUUACCAGCUGAAGAAGCAGUAUGUUUCGGAGCAGGUGUUCCUCUUGGCCCUGUAGAAGAUUGGUGCUGUGCCCAUCCAUGAAUUGUUUAAUUACCUUAACUGGAAAGCCAGUAUUGCAGUUUUCUGUCCAUUUGGAAAAGGCCUGCCGAUCCUUCUUCAAAGGUUUCAGCAGUGUUGCGGGAAAUGUUUUUGAUUGAGCUGCCUCUGAUGUUUGCAGCUUUAAGCGGUCGUAUUUUACAGCUGUAAUUUACAACUUUCCAUUUACAUUUACAGCAGUCUGUGCUACAUUUGAUACCAGACGUUGGUAACAUGUAGUAUUGUAAGGAUGUCCAGUUUUAUUAAAUUCCACAUUUAUUUUGCAUUUUGAGAAGACAAACUUUGAUGCUGUUAUAAUAAAACAUUGAAAUGUUUUUCA
Molecule: messenger RNA, 2456 nt
Organism: Perca flavescens (yellow perch)
Lineage: Eukaryota; Metazoa; Chordata; Actinopteri; Perciformes; Percidae
Gene: utp6
Product: UTP6 small subunit processome component
Exons: 19
Coding region: 191-1978 (595 amino acids)
Biological process (GO): maturation of SSU-rRNA from tricistronic rRNA transcript (SSU-rRNA, 5.8S rRNA, LSU-rRNA)
Cellular component (GO): Pwp2p-containing subcomplex of 90S preribosome; small-subunit processome
Molecular function (GO): snoRNA binding; protein binding
Source: RefSeq, a predicted model, not a curated record